Molecule: messenger RNA, 1840 nt
Organism: Aspergillus costaricaensis CBS 115574
Lineage: Eukaryota; Fungi; Ascomycota; Eurotiomycetes; Eurotiales; Aspergillaceae
Product: glycosyltransferase family 2 protein
Exons: 4
Coding region: 228-1541 (437 amino acids)
Source: RefSeq, a predicted model, not a curated record
ACAAAACUUUUAUGCUGGCAGAGCGGUGCCCAGCAUUUUCGUCAUUUUCUCUAUCCCCCGAUAACGCGCCCCUGUGAGCACAGUGCGCAGUGCCAGUCCCGGUGUCUGUAGCUUGAUCCAGCAUUGGCGAGAGAUCGGGGACGAAAUUCGGAGUGAAGUCUAUAGCGACCGAAGCAAUCAAUUGGCUUGAGGAGUGUAAUCCUAGGCCUGAUCAUAUUGCUUCAAUCAUGGAGUUUCCGUUCAUGCGAGCAUUUAUUGCCCUCUUUUUGUAUCGCUACUUCCGUCUUGUUGUGAAUCUCUUUUCUUUCUGGACAUUCAAACCAAUUCCUCCGCCGGAGAAUCCGAAGUUAACUGCCCAAGAUGUAACGGUUAUCUUACCAACGUUAGAGGGAUGUGGUGAUGAACUCGUGGAAACCAUAAGAACGAUUCUCGACACCCAGCCCUACGAACUCCUUUUGGUCACCAUUGAAGCGAAUCGACAAAAAGCCGAGAACAUGCUGAGCUUGAUGCCCGCUUCGAAGUCAAGAAUCCGCUUGUUCACCGUUACUCACCCCAACAAGCGUCGACAAAUGACUGAAGCGAUCCCUGAAGUCAAGACUACUAUCACGGUCUUCGCAGAUGAUGACGUGAGUUGGCCACGCACAGUCCUCCCUUGGAUGCUAGCCCCUUUCGAAAAGGAUGAGCGAUUCGGUGGUGUGGUAACUUGUCAACGUCUGAGACGGGCUGUUUCGCCAUCAUUCUCUCAACGCAUAUGGGGAUUUCUGGGUGCACUUUACUUGGAACGAAGAAACUUCGAUUGUGCGGCAACAACGCAUAUUGACGGUGGACUUCCCUGCAUGUCAGGCCGGACAGUCGCAUACAGAACAGAUAUCCUUCAGAAUGAGGGAUUCACGUAUGGAUUUACCAACGAAGAAUGGUGGUUCGGAAAGUACCAAUUGAACGCAGACGACGACAAUUUCAUUACCCGUUGGAUGGUGUCGCAUGGCUGGGAGACUUACAUGCAAUAUCAUCCUGAAGCGGAGGUCUUGACAACUCUGGAAGACAACCCCAAGUUUCUCAAGCAGUGCGCGCGCUGGUCCCGAAGCAACUGGAGGAGCAACCUCACAAGCAUGUUCCACGAAAAACACAUCUGGUAUCGCCAGCCUUGGAGCGCAUACGCUGUUCACUUGACGACGCUUUCGCCGCCAGCUUUCCUCGGCGAUUUAUUGCUCCUUAUACUAUGUCACAAGGCUACGGUUUCUUGGGACAAUGAUACGCACGCGUUAGCUAUGCAAGCUCUCGGACUGUGGAUGUUUAUUAGCAAGUUCAUCAAACUUCUCGGACAUUACAUCCGUUACCCGGUUGAUGUUAUCCUUUUGCCGGUGUCCAUCCUCUUCGGCUAUUUCCACGGAGCUAUUAAAAUAUACGCCGUGCUAACUCUGAAUGUGACCACAUGGGGUAGCAGAGACGGUGCCGAUGAUUAUGACGCGGAGCGGAUGAAGAAGCGAACGGACACGGACCGUAUGAAACGGCCUUAUUACCCGAGUUACAUAACUCAAUGAAGCCCACAUGCGCGGUGUGUGGACAUAUGUCAAAUUACUAAAUGCCUUUGCUUUUACCUUGAGCCAACCUUCUUAUCGUGUCCGUGGUUCAGCGACUGCUCGCACCCCGGGCGUGCCUGUCCUGCUGGUUACUGAAGCUCGCCUUUGAUAUCCCAGCGACCUUCCAGCAAUCGCUCUAGAAUCUCGGUUGCACGAUACACUAUUACGAUGAGAUGCCUUGAUGACGCUAAAUUGGGAACAAUGAGAUUAGGGUUCCCAUGGCCUUCAGUUGAUGUAUAAUUUCUCUUUGCACAAAUAUU